UGCCCCACAUCUCCGCCCAUGUGUGGGGCAGCGAGGCCUGGUUCGAAGCCAACCAUGGGGCCGCCCUGGAAUGUGUGGGGCUGGCGGCGGCCACGGGCCCCGGGGCCAUGAUGCAGCUGAAGGUGACGGCCAUGAUGGACGCCGAUCUCUGCGCCACCAUCCAGCAGCGGAUGCAGGAGCCGGGUACCAAAGUGACGCCGGAGUUCAUCAUUGCGGCCAUGGGGGGCAAGAUUGCUCCCUCCCUGCCAUUCCUGACCCCGCAGCAGAACCAACACUUUGGGGUCUCCCUGCGGCGCUUGGACAGCGUGGCCCAGGCCGCCGUGGGGCAGGGGGUGACGCUCAUGGUGGACGCGGAGCAGAGCCACCUGCAGGGGGCGUUGCGGCUCCUCACCCUCGCUCUGAUUGGUCGACACAACCGGGGGGCGGAGCCUCGCGUCUGGAGCACGGUGCAGGCCUACGUGCGCGUGCGUCAGGGGGCGCUAUGGGGCAGCCCCAUUGAUGUGGUGUACGGGGACCCCUAA
This is a messenger RNA of Pezoporus occidentalis (night parrot), 521 nucleotides long. Its product is annotated as hydroxyproline dehydrogenase-like. Gene Ontology annotation, molecular function: FAD binding; proline dehydrogenase activity. Gene Ontology annotation, cellular component: mitochondrion. Lineage: Eukaryota; Metazoa; Chordata; Aves; Psittaciformes; Psittacidae. The record is from RefSeq and is a predicted model, not a curated record. The coding region runs from base 108 to 521 and encodes 137 amino acids. The transcript is spliced from 5 exons.